AUGGGGGACACCGCGGUUCUUCCAAUACGCGUCCAAAAUGUGUUGGAUAUGGAAAUCAUCCGCCUCAACCUGUGGUCAAUAAAAGUUAGUAACUAAGUAAAUGGGAUGCGAUUCAUUUUUUAUCUUGUCUUGAAUUUAGUUCAAUGCCAAUUCUAUCGUCCUGGAAGGAUUUGUCAGGAACGAAGACGGAACUAUGAUGCAGAAGGUUUCCUCCGAAGCCAUUUGCGUAAGUUAUACUUUUAAGUAGAGAAGCAGAAAUAUAAAUUUUCAGAAACGGAUGAAUGCCACAAUGCUGUUCGACGUCUCUGGUCGUUUUUUCGAGCUGACUGGUCAGAUUGAUAAAGAGUUUCAAUUGAAGAAGGGAAUGCCAGGACGAAUUGCGGAGGAGUUCAUGAACGGAUUCCCCGAAAACUGGGCAUUUCUAAUCAGCAGCUGCCUCUCAAACGAGCAGAGAAGUGCAAUUCGCCCGAUUCAAGCCGCUCCAGUUCAGCCUCUACGACCUAAAGAACCUAUAGUGACGUUGGCUGAUGAGACAGAUUUGAGCGGAGACCGUACCAUAUCAAGAAAGAAUAGUGACAAAGAGAGAGAAGACAAAGAAUCAACAAGGAAAGCGGAGAUAGAAGAUACUGAAAAACGGAAGUUGGAAGAGUUCCAGCAAGAACUAGAGCAGGCACGAAAACAAAAAGAAGCUGAAAAAAGACGGAAGGAAGAGCUUGACGCCGCUAACUUUACUUUCCGUGCUCCAUAUUCAGAAGGUCUGGGAGCGAUCACUCCGAUACGUUUCAACCGUGGGAAUGAAAAUACAAGAAAACGGGGACAAAAGAUCUUUGACACGCCUUCUGUAAGUUCAUCAGGAAAAACUAUGCUAACUUGUGUUACAAGUUUCAGCGUGAAAUAUUAACAUCCACUCCGAAGACAGCUCCUCCCAGAGAGCCUGAACAACCCCGAACAAUUGAUGGACCGAAAAAGCAGGAGAAACUGGUGACGUACGCCACUGAUAACGAUUUGUUCGCAGUUCCGAAGCUCCCCCGAUCGAUGCCGGCUGCAUCUCGAGCUUCUUCGCUUCAUCCACAUCCUUUGCCAACGUCUUCAUCUUCCGAUAUUGAUGUCUUCGAUCUAGCCGACUCAAUGUUCGAGACUGCAAAUAUAAACACGACGCCAGCUCGUGACUCGCGUAGUUCUAAACCAAACCGUCGAUAUGAUGACUACUCUCCUCCGAAUCGUUAUCACGGUCAAUCCUCGUCAAGCAAUACUUUUAGCCGAGAGUACGACAGCGGUAAUCGGUACCGGGGAAGACAAGAUGAUUAUAACGAUCGGAUUAGCAGGCGAGAUGCCACAUUUCGAAGAAAUUAUACGAAAAGAGACGAAUCGAGGAUGAGCAGAAAGCGGGGAUACGUCAGUAGCAAGUAAUGCUUUUUAUAUGACAAACAAUUUUACAGUACAAUUCUCCUGACGAAUACGAAAGAAGUAAUUGGCGAGAUAAUCGUGAUAUUCGAAGAGACGACUAUGAGGGUUCUGACUACGAUUCGAAAAGAUACAGGCCUAGAGAAAAUUCUUCAUUUUCCGGAAGAGUCAGUCCUUGAACAUUGUGUUUUCAUAAACAUCAGUUUUUUCAGUCCGUUCGAAUGGAAGAUGGCUAUAGUUCCAACAAAAAGCAUGAUGAUCUUCGGAACCAGGAGGAAUAUGAACGUCGCAAGAUGGACGAGAUUCUUCGAAAAGAGAAGGAAAUUGAAGCGAGACUGCGACGUUCACAGAAACCAUCGCGCCGCGAAUCCUUCUCUUCAACAGGUUCCCUCGAUGACACAGUCGACAUGGCUGCAGAGUUUGAACGUGAAAACCAAGAGAUUCUCGACAAUUCAAUGUUGGGCGAAAGGAGACCGUCCAAAAAAAGAAACAACGUGAAAAGGGUAAGCUGACGGGAUCAUUUUCAACGCGAGAAUGCCUCCCGUCUUGCGUCCACGCAACAAAAAAGUUUCAUAUGUGCAGAUGUCAGCUGAAAAACCGAAGAAAAUGAUCGCUCCGAAGUCACGUGCUGCUCCACAGCGCAAGAAGAAAUCCGAUCCGAUUGCCACAGAUUACCUCAACGAGAGUAUUGCCUCAAACCGUCCGAAACGAACUUGUGCUACUCCGUCGACUCCGGCUCCAAAGCGAGUUACCUGGGCGAGACGCGACGUGGACAAGCUGAAGCUCAUUAUUGAGCGCAACAAGCCAACAGGAAGUGAAACCGAUUGGGUCGAAGUCCACAGACUGCUUGCAAAAAGCGGAGUUGAGCCGACCGAUGUGAAACUGACUGCUAUUACUCGUCUUAAGUGGAAGGAGCCAGAAGUGAGGGAUCCAGAAGUUCAGAAAAGGAAUGAGGAAGAGGAAGAAAAGCGGCGAAAUGGUGUGAAAGCGAGAGUGAAGCAGGGAAUGAGAAUGAGAGAUGAGAUGCGUCAGGGCGGCGAGCAAGAAGCAGCUCCGGAGACUGCAGCCGAAGAGGUCGAGGACUACGAUGCAGCUGAUUUGUCGGCUGAUGAAUCUCUAUUGGCUCUUGCCACUCCUAUUCCGGCGAAGAGGAAGGGAGGCACCAGGGCUUCCAUUAUGCCUGAACCUGUCGAAGAUUCUCCAUUAGUCAGAGAGUUUGUAUACUCGAAUUUUCAAUAUAAAUCAUGCUCUUUCGUGAUUUUCAGAAAUUCUUUAUUUGCAAACUCCCCGAGACUCGACGCCACUAAAGCUAAGGAGGUGGAAACAACUCUGAAGUAUGUGCAGCACUUGUCGACAAUUCAGGCUCGUCCCAGUUCGAGUAUGAACAAAUCACAUAAUAAGUCAACGGUAAUCCAUAUAUAACUGAUUUCUUUAUGAAUUUCCUCUUUUCAGACCCGUGGAAAGAAUACAAGUAUGACUGUCGAACAAGGCGCUAAGAAAGCGAUGAAAAUAAUCAACGGAGGGAGGACCAUACACGAAGAGGACGAGGAAGAUGACAGCGAGGACGACGAAUAUAACUCUUUUUUCUGA
This is a messenger RNA of Caenorhabditis sp. 36 PRJEB53466, 2994 nucleotides long. Lineage: Eukaryota; Metazoa; Nematoda; Chromadorea; Rhabditida; Rhabditidae. The record is from the annotation of a GenBank genome assembly.